AGUCUCGUUUUUAGGAAGUAACAGUCUGACUCAAAACCACGAACAGAAGCUAAUGUCAAAAAAAAAGGACAAAAAAACCUGAGCAUGCUCAUCCGAAUUAGUUUCUGUUCUCGGAUCAGAUAGCGCUGUUGUCAGACACGGUUCAGGGUGUCAAGAUGAGGUUGACCAUCCUGUUGGUCUUUGUUCUGGGCUCUUGUGUCACUGCAGAUUUACCCCAUGAAGCCGUUAAAGAGAAAAAGUCGACCACUUUAUCUUGUGGUCGCCCUGGGGGGGACAUCGUGACAUGGAGCGUGGAGAGAAAUGGGAUUAAAGAAUACAUACUUACAAAUGAUGGCUCCAACACCAUAAAACACAUUAAAGACCCCAAUAAACUUUAUGAUUCACAACAUGAUAAGUCACUAUACAUAAUGAAAGUUGAAGUCUCAGACUCUGGAAGAUACUUCUGUAACAAUGAAUCAGCUGUGGAGCUGACAGUGAUCCCAUCAGGAACAAGGACUCAGACCGUUAAAGAAGGAAAGGACACAACUUUAAAAUGCUUGAAUGCUUCUGAGGGAUAUAAACCGUCAUGGAGCAGAGAAAUCGCUGGAAGACCAGAACACAUCAGGUCUGCUGUUCCUCCUGGGGGAGAAAAGUUGAAAAUCACACAAGUUCAGCUCUCUGACUUUGGACUGUACUUCUGUAAUGGAAAACCAGCCGUUUAUCUGAAAGUGACCCAAAACAACAAACAUCAAGGAGGAAAGAGGACAACAACAAGUACAACACCAGCCACAACAGAAAGAUCCACAACAUAUUUAACAAGUGCAAGUACUGCUGGAACAACAUCAACGGCAAAAACAACAAUGAAAACAGAAAAAACAGCAACAACAAAACCAACACCACUUAUGACACAACCGUCUUCUACUGUGACUGCUACCACUACGGCUGCGUCUUCUACUUCUAAAGCUCUGUAUUUCAGUCUGGCGGCAGGAAUCUGUGGUUUCAUCUUCCUGAUUAUCAUCAUCGUCUUUGUCACCUGGAGAUGCAGAUUAAAGAAACAUGAAGCUGACAAACAGUUCCAUGCCUAUGAUGAGGUGUCAGAUGGGAUAGAACUUCAAUACACAUAUGAUGUGUCAAAUCAAGAUGAUCAUACAUAUUCAACUAUAGCUGAUCUACCCGUAAACAAAUGUGAAACAGACAGCCCAUAUUCCUUGGCUGGUCCUGCUACCUGCUAUUUAAACAAUAAAGAUUCAAUGGGAGACAAAACAUAUUUCUUGUUGGAAAAACCCAAAGCACCAGAAGAACUAUAAUAACCAACUUUUGCACUUUUGUUUAACAGAAUCUUCCAUAUACAUACAUACAUACAUAUAUAUAA
Messenger RNA from Nothobranchius furzeri (turquoise killifish), 1351 nucleotides. RefSeq names its product mucin-22. NCBI's taxonomy places the organism in Eukaryota, Metazoa, Chordata, Actinopteri, Cyprinodontiformes, Nothobranchiidae. The record is from RefSeq and is a predicted model, not a curated record.